UUGGAGAUUGUAUGGUGGCAGGUACGGCAGAAAAAAAUGAAAUGAUAUACAGAUGGAGAACAUGCAUGUUGCAGCAUAUGUAGGUAAUCCUACACAUCUUAUCUCUAACUGGAAUUUACUGACUGACAAUGGCAGAAAAAAUCUUAAAGAAAUUAGAUGUUCUAGAUGAGCAAGCAAAGAUACUCUUGGCCAGAAGAGCAAAGAAAAACAGGCUUCAGAGUCAAGUAAAGAAAAAGACUUUGGUGACACCCCUGACAUUUGAUUUUCAGUUUGAAUUUGAAAAGGCUAUUGCUACAUCCACAUCUAAGACAGUACCAAAGAUCACAGAGGACAAAUCAUGUGGCUUUAAAAAAACAAAAAGGUGUGUCUCCUUCAAAAACGAGCCUGAACCUAGAAAGAGUGAUUUUGAAAAGUUAAAUGUAAGACCACAUUUUUUACCAACAAAUAUAAAAAAUCAAGAAAGCGAGUCAAUAGAGCCAGUAGAAGAAAAUCUAAAAUCAAGAUCUAUUACAUCUUUUCAUUAUCUUAAGGAUACAGCUAAGGUGGAAAAUGCUAAGCCCUUGCAUGAUCUAUAUUCACAGCGUAGAAAAACAUGUGGAAGAACAUUGGGUUCUACAGUCUUUUCUCCUGUACCCAGCAUUCAAUCUAAUGUUUAUAAGAAGGAAAAAGACUCUACUUUAUCUACAGCUCAAACUGAAAAAACACCUAGGGAAUCAUUUGAUUUGGUUGGUCACUUAGAAGAUUAUGUAAAUAAAAGAAGAAAAUCUCCUCCGCAGAUGAACGAUUCUAGUACAGAAGAAAAUAAAUCCGUCAGAAAUUAUCAAUUAAGUGAGCACUAUUUAGUAAGAAAGAAAAGCUUGCUCCCCUUGUGCUUUGAGGAUGAAUUGCAAAAGCCAAAUGCCAAGAUAAUCAACAUUAGUCCAGCAAAGACAGUAACUUCUCACAUGGAACAAAAUGACACAAAUCCCAUAAUUUUCCAUGAGACUGGAUAUGUACAAAUGUUACUUUUGACAAAAAAUAGGCUUCCUCCCCACCCUAUGGAAAAUGGAAACAUGUACCCAUAUAAAAGAGCAAAUUUUGUUUCAGAAAGAAAUCGUGAACUCCUCAAAUCUUUAAUUAGUUAUCAAUCUGUUACUCCUUCUAAACCUAAAAGAACUAUGCCUACAGCAAGGAGGAAAGAUAUACAAGCAGCACCUUUUGACGUGGGCCAUAGAGUUGCAGACGAUAAAUCAAGGAAGAAAACUAGUAAGCAGACAUUAGAAAACAUAUCUUGGAAUAAACUCUAUGAUUUCUCACAAACUUUUUCCAGUCUAACAAAAAGAUUUGUGGGUUUCCUUGAUAGAACUGUUAUUCAAGAAAUGAAUGCUAAAACUGGCAAAUUGAAAGUGUUUUCUACAGUGAAACCAGUGAGCAAAUUUAGUGCCUUACCUGUCAAAUAUUGCUCAAAGCCUUUAAAAAAUAAACUCAAAGUCCAUAGAGUAAAUAAUGUAACACCAUUGGACGAUCUGUUAAACUUGCCAAAUGAAAAUUAAACACCUCACAAAAUAUUGUUUAUACAGCAAUACUUGGGGAGCAAGAAGCAAAUAACGGAGUUCCAAGAUUAUAGAAGAAAUUCUUAUCUAAAUAGUAAUGUUCUAAUGGAUGGUAUAAGAAAGCAAAGCAUAGAAAUUGGAGUUACAAAACAACAGUGGUCUGUUCAAGAGAAGCCAAAAUUUUUAGUAAAUAAGAGGACAAAAUCAGGAAAUAAUUAUCAACAAGAAGAACUAGCUCAUGAAUUUUUAUUAUCUCAAUUAGAUUCCUUGAUGAUCAGCAUUCCUACAGUAAAGUCUGGUUUGGGACCAAGACUGGCAUAGACUGAGUCUGGAAAUUCGCUAUUGGAAGCCAAAUAACAUCAAUACCUUGCUCUAUAAUUGAAUAUCAAAUAAGACGAAUGUACCAUUGUAUAUCUGUAUUUUGGAUAAUCAUUGGAAAAUUGUGUUACAUUAGCAACUCAUGCAAUUAAAAAUUCUUUGUAAAAUUUGAAAUAGCUUUUUGUUAGUAGAUGUUGGAACUUUAUUACUAUUAUAAUGCCUUUUCCAAGUACAACUUUGACUUUUUUCUGAAUUGUUAAAUAAUUUAAAAUAACUUAUCCUUAAUAAGCUAAAUAAUUUUGAUAUCAAGUCCUAUAAAGUAUAGAACAUUUUAGGUAUAUUAUUAUAUUGCUAUUUUACUGUUUCUCAUCAACUUCUCAUUGACCCAAAUGGCAUAAAGGCAGAAGUCAAUUUAGAAACAAGUUGCAUUUCAAAAGUUCAUUUGUAAUCUGUUUGUUUAAGGAUUUUUUAAAAUCCUAACUGUUAGUACUUGAAAGGAAGUAGGUUUAAUUAGAAGCAUUUCAGUCAGGGGAAGUCCUUGGGGGUGUUUUGGAAACUUUCAAAUGUGAGGAGGUGGACUUGUUUAGGUUCCCAUUUCCACUCCAGACUCUUCCUCCUUCUCCUUCUUC
Ceratotherium simum simum (southern white rhinoceros) is the source of this 2479-nucleotide messenger RNA. Lineage: Eukaryota; Metazoa; Chordata; Mammalia; Perissodactyla; Rhinocerotidae. The record is from RefSeq and is a predicted model, not a curated record.